Canis lupus familiaris (dog) is the source of this 2645-nucleotide messenger RNA. RefSeq names its product NIPA magnesium transporter 2 (gene NIPA2). The coding region runs from base 524 to 1606 and encodes 360 amino acids. NCBI's taxonomy places the organism in Eukaryota, Metazoa, Chordata, Mammalia, Carnivora, Canidae. Gene Ontology annotation, biological process: magnesium ion transport. The record is from RefSeq and is a predicted model, not a curated record. Gene Ontology annotation, cellular component: membrane. Gene Ontology annotation, molecular function: magnesium ion transmembrane transporter activity. The transcript is spliced from 7 exons.
CCUCUGGCGUCAGUCGGCCGCGCCCGGGCUCUCGGCGGCGGCCCUGGGUUCCGGCUGCGGCGGUCGUCGUAGGUCGUCCGGGGCAGGUUCCCCUGGGCGCUCCCCCAUGGAGGAGGCGGCGCGCGCGGCUGCAGCCCCGAAUGCUCUCGCUUCUUUCUGUACGGCGACGAAGGCCCUGGCCGCGCGAGCUCGAGAGGCGGCGGCCCGUGCGGCCUGUGUGGGCGUGUAAGCGGAGCUGACGAGGGCCAGGGAGUGGAGAGGCAGCCGCAUGGCCGGCCACCGCCCGGGGCCGGAGCUACUCUGCCAGGGUUUAAAACUUUAAAUGAGAAUAAAGAGUGUUAUUUACAAGGAAAUGAGAGUGAAUAAGUCAUCUCUAACCGCUUCCAGCCUUUUUUUUUUUUUUUUUCAUGAGACCAUAUUAAAUUUACAUAUUUGAAGAUUACAUAGUCCUGCCUCCAGCACUAGUGGCUUCUCUGUUUUGUGCUCAAUGUGACUCACAAGAACUUCUUUAGUAACAAACGAAAUGAUCCAGGGGCGUGGAAAAUAUGAUUUUUACAUUGGUCUGGGAUUGGCUAUGAGCUCCAGCGUUUUCAUUGGUGGGAGUUUCAUCUUGAAAAAAAAAGGUCUUCUGCGACUUGCCAAGAAGGGCUCCAUGAGAGCAGGUCAAGGUGGCCAUGCAUAUCUUAAAGAAUGGUUGUGGUGGGCUGGAUUGCUAUCAAUGGGAGCAGGUGAAGUGGCCAACUUUGCUGCAUAUGCCUUUGCUCCAGCCACCCUAGUGACUCCAUUAGGAGCUCUCAGCGUCCUAGUAAGUGCCAUUCUUUCUUCAUACUUUCUAAAUGAAAGACUUAAUCUUCAUGGGAAAAUUGGAUGUUUGCUAAGUAUUCUAGGAUCUACAGUUAUGGUCAUUCAUGCUCCAAAAGAAGAGGAGAUUGAGACUUUAAAUGAAAUGUCUCACAAGCUGGGGGAUCCAGGUUUUGUGGUCUUUGCAACACUUGUGGUCAUUGUGUCAUUGAUAUUAAUCUUCGUGGUGGGACCUCGCCAUGGACAGACAAAUAUUCUUGUGUAUAUAACAAUCUGCUCUGUAAUUGGAGCAUUUUCAGUCUCCUGUGUUAAGGGCCUGGGCAUUGCAAUCAAAGAGCUGUUUGCUGGAAAGCCUGUGCUGCGACAUCCCCUGGCCUGGAUUCUGCUGCUGAGCCUUAUAGUCUGUGUGAGCACACAGAUUAAUUACCUGAACAGGGCCCUGGAUAUAUUCAACACUUCCAUUGUGACUCCGAUAUAUUACGUAUUCUUUACAACAUCAGUUUUAACUUGUUCAGCUAUUCUUUUUAAAGAGUGGCAAGAUAUGCCUGUUGAUGAUGUCAUUGGUACUCUGAGUGGCUUCUUUACAAUCAUUGUGGGAAUAUUCUUGUUGCAUGCCUUUAAAGACGUCAGCUUUAGUCUAGCAAGUCUCCCCGUGUCUUUUCGAAAAGAUGAAAAAACAAUGAAUGGCAAUCUCUCUAACGUGUAUGAAGUUCUGAAUAAUAAUGAAGAAAGCUUAACCUGUGGAAUUGAACAGCACAGUGGUGAAAAUAUCUCCCGAAGAAAUGGAAAUCUCACAGCUUUUUAAGAAAAAUAUAAUUAAAAGGUUAAUCUGUAAUUGUCUUAUAAAAGUGAUUUUGAAUAUCAGGAUGUGUCUGAAAAAGCAUUGUUCUCAAGAGACAAUCUUUUUUAAAGUUUCACUGAUUUGGACCAAGAAAUUAUUUUUCUUAUAUUUACAUGAUGGUAGCUCACUAAAAUGACCUCAGUACAUGGCCAAUUUCUAUUAACAUUGUAUUAUUGUAGAGGUAUUUUAAAUUUUCUUUCAUCAAAAUCCAAAUGCACUGACAGUUUUAAGUCUAUAAAAAUGCUUUAUUUUUACAUUGGUGUUGAAAAUCUGAAAUGUACAUUUUGCCAUCCUCACUCAUCAGUCCCUGACCAUUUGAAGGCUUUUUGACUUUAAAAGGAGCAUUUUUCUAAUUGGUUAUCCUAUGAUUUACCUUACCUAUAAAAAUAACUCCUGUUUGAUGAAUUAAUUUUGAAAUGUUAGCUUAAAGAAGUCCUAAGUUUAAUGAAGAAAAACUCAAUUUACCAAACAAAAAAAGGAAGUUGCACAUUGGAGAGGUUUCUCAUGCUGUGACUUAACAGCACACAUUUGAUGGUCUUCCUACUCAUUGAUGGCACCUUGCUAAACCAGCACAUCCUGCAUCUGUCAGGCUAUAUAGCCUGACUGGUUUCAUCCUUCACUUAUUCUAAUCCCUUGGUACCUGGAACCUUGACUACCAUUUUACAUCAGUCCUUGUACUUCUCAGUAUAUUUUCAUAAUGAGUUAUGUUGUCAUUUAGAUCUUCUAACAACUCUGGGAAAUAAAGUCAAAAGGCUAAUUUCUUAAAUUUAGCUCAUGUUAUAAUAAAAAGACAAAUUGAAACAGUUCUUUUCUAAGUCUGAAUGCUUAGAAUACAGUUGUUUGUAAAAUAUGGUUUCUUUGUACUCAGUAGUUUACUUUUAGUUUGUUCAGACCAGUAUGUAAUUUGGUCUCCUAAAAAUGUCCAUGAAAAAAAUGUUUAUGGAAAGUUUCAAAUGUGUGCAAAAAAGCAGACUAGUAUAAUGAACUUCAGCUUCAGAACCUA